UUGCGGAAAAUAAUGAGGGUUUAUCUGCAUUUCUUAAUAAUGCUUUGGCUAAACGAAAAGAAAUCUCUUUUAUGGCUGUUGAUUUUGAGGGAUCAUCAGAAAAAAUAGGUGAAAAAAAUCAUUAUGUUUUAC
This is a messenger RNA of Dentiscutata erythropus, 132 nucleotides long. The record is from the annotation of a GenBank genome assembly. NCBI's taxonomy places the organism in Eukaryota, Fungi, Glomeromycota, Glomeromycetes, Diversisporales, Gigasporaceae.